CUCGUCGCCACGCUGCGGGCGGCCCCAGCCAGGGGCACCCCGGCGAUGGAAAGCGUCGUCCGCCCCGGGCUUUCCCUAUCUACUCCGGGGCAGGCCGGACCCCCUGCCUCCCCGCUCCCGAUCGCCCGGGCCCAAUCGCAUCCCGGCGCCGCCGCCGCCGCUGCCCCGGGGCUGGUCCCCGCGCGUGACGCGCUCGCUCAGCGGCAUCCGGGCGAGCAUCAGCGCGGCCCCCUCUCGGGGACCCCCACAAAGAGGUGUCCCCUACGCGAGAAGUUUCCAAAACUACCCCCGGGGCGCCGAGCAAACUUUCCCACCAAAGUUACGGGAAUCCGCGUCCGCCCGAGCCCCGAGAGCCCCGCGACGCUCCAGCUCCGCUCGGGGGCUUCCGACGACCCAGAGCUCGGGGGAAGGGCCCCGCGGCUCCCUCGGGUGCCCGAGGCGCAGAGGCCGGGCACCGGCCUGAGGAGCCCCCCGCCUCCGCAGGGGAAGGGAAGGGGUCCGGGCGGGGGCCGCCGCCGCCGCCGCCCCGUUACUCGGAGCUCGGCAAUGGCGCCCGCCGGGCCUCGGCCCCUUCCUGCCCUUCCGCGCCACUCACUGGCUGCGCCGCUUCAUGUGACCAAACACCCCCCUCCCAGGUCCGGUCCGGUCCGGCCCGGUACCUUUGUGUCAGCCCGUCCGCUGGUUCGUUCGCAGCGGCCGCCGCCGAGCCCCCCAACGCUACCGCGGCCCGCCCCGCCCGACCCCGCCCCGCCGUCGCCGCCGCCGCGGCCCCGGGCUCACCUCAGGCUCCGCCGCCCCCCGCGCCCGCGCCCGC
This is a messenger RNA of Vombatus ursinus (common wombat), 814 nucleotides long. Its product is annotated as translation initiation factor IF-2-like. NCBI's taxonomy places the organism in Eukaryota, Metazoa, Chordata, Mammalia, Diprotodontia, Vombatidae. The annotation marks the transcript as partial. The record is from RefSeq and is a predicted model, not a curated record. The transcript has a single exon.